Molecule: messenger RNA, 2721 nt
Organism: Neodiprion virginianus
Lineage: Eukaryota; Metazoa; Arthropoda; Insecta; Hymenoptera; Diprionidae
Gene: Gdap1
Product: ganglioside-induced differentiation-associated protein 1
Exons: 3
Coding region: 362-1309 (315 amino acids)
Biological process (GO): mitochondrial fusion; mitochondrial fission
Cellular component (GO): mitochondrial outer membrane
Source: RefSeq, a predicted model, not a curated record
UUGCAGCCGACUGCAUUGUGGCGUUGUCGUCGUCGCAGUUGUCGCAAUUGUCCGUAGACCCUGAGCCAACGAUAGACGAAGCAUUUUCGAUCCAGACACUGACGUUUGAUACUACUGCUUACCGUGUUGCCGAAUAAGGGAAUAGAGCUACAAGACGCACGUCACGGUGGCUAGAUUUACGGUGGGCCAAGUUAACGCAGGUGUAUAAACAUAACUAUAACGGACUGUGUCUGUGCUGUACGUCCCUGUCUGUCUCAUUACGUAACGCCGGAUCGCUAACUUGUAUAUUCAACCUGUAAGACCGCUACGAGCGGAGAGAAACAGCAUCUGUAUUCAGCUGAUCUUUGACGGCGGUCUGCAGAUGGUGGCAGCGACUGAUGAUUCCUCCGGGACGACCGCCUCAUCCCCGGAGGCGAAAGUUCAAUUGACUCUCUACUACCAUCGAUACUCGUUCUACUCCCAAAAGGUUCUCCUGGCGUUGUACGAGAAAAAAUUGGACUUCAAACUUCGCGAGGUUGACAUAACUCGAGGGGAGCAAUACGGAGCUUGGUUCCUGGGGUUGAAUCCACGCGGGGAAGUUCCGGUACUCCAAGACGGUGAUAAAAUAAUACCAGAGUCGGUCCGUAUAAUCGAUUACCUCGAGGAUCAUUUCACCGGUGACAAUGUGCCGUCCCUCGUCCCGUCGGAAGCCUCGAGCAAACAGAAGAUUCUCGAGUUGCGUAAGGUGCUCGAUCAGCUUCCCGGAAAUGUGUUGACCGUUGGCUCGUUUCACCAUAAAAAAUUCGUUGACAAACCGAAGCUCCCGUUCAUCGGACCCGUACGAUGGUUGUUGUCACGGGCCGAAGAAACCAGCGCUGAAACUCUGCGCAUAAAUGCUGAAAAAAUUCCAGCGGCGCGCGAAGUUCUACUGAGAAAAGCCGCCGCUCAAGAAAAAACUCACGAAAUUGUUCAGGACAAUGAUAAAUUCAACGACGCUUUGGCCCAGGUUGAAACAGCGCUUGAAAAAGUAGAAGAAGCUCUGAAACCAGGCCCGUGGCUUGGCGGGGAACAAUUCACCGUUGCUGAUGUCUCUCUGGCUGUUUUGUUAGAGAGGAUGUCGGGUCUGGGUUUGGACGGGAGACUUUGGGGCACUAGGACAGAUAUCAAAAAUUAUUACGACAGACUGCAGCAGAGGGAAAGUUUCAAGGCAGCCGUUCCGAGAGGCUGGUUACCCCUGCUCUCUCUGGCUCAAUGGCAAACGCCAGCCACUGUAACGGCCGUCUGUUCAGCCGUAAUUGCCGGAUUUCUUUGGUUCAAGAAGAGGCACUGACGCUCUUAUCUCGUUCCGCCGAUCAUUCAAAUAUACGCAUAAAAUCCGUUAUUUGUGAAUUAGGAAAUAUAACGACGUUCUAGACGUUUAUGUAUGUGUGUGUAUGUAUACAUAUAUAGAUAUGAUAUUAUAAAUAUACUAUGCACAAAGUUCUGUGAUAUUUGUUGAAAAUGUUCUGUCAAAGUAUCCUCAAAACUCGAACAAUAUAUUUUCAAAUAUUAGUAAUCCUCAUGAAAACCUAUAUUCAAUAAUAAUAAUAACAAUCGUAACAAAACCAAUUCGCAGAUCUUGAAAACCUAUAAUCUGAUGCUGACGGAAAAAUUUAAAGACUGUUACUCCUGGGUAAAUUUUUGUAACCCGUACUCUACGGAUAAGUCCGUAGACUAGGGCCAUAAGAAGCCGUUUUAACGAUCCGGUAGCCUCUUUACUGUUGGUAGACGUUUUAACACAAAAUCCCAUAAGACACACAAACCCCAUUAUGGUAACUAUCUUUAGUCAACGCUUUAUGCUUUCAUCAUCAUUGUCGAUAAAGGUGUAUCGAUAAUGACAUUAUAAAGUACAAGUCAUGUCGUAUUCCCUAUUGAUUAUUCAUGAUAGGUGAAUUGCAAAACGAAAUCACCUACUAUAUAUUCCAAAUGGAAAUAAUUCGGGUUAUAUGGAGAACCAUGUAGACAUCAGUGAUAAAAUAAAUUUAUUAUUCAAGAAAGACAGUAUAGACUUACUAUAGAGUAUCCUUAGUUACCAAACAACUAAUAUAGUUCCCCAUUGCCCAAUACACAUUGAUUGAUUAAUGAAAAUCUGUCUCAUGAUCAGGUUCAGCAAGAUCACGGGGUCGUGAAUUUAAGACAAUAAACAAAAUUUAGAAAUGUAUAAAAAUAAAUUUUUUUACAGCUUAAAAAUGAAUUCUAUAUGAAAGAUGUGUAUUCUUGUAAAUUUUAACGCCUAAAUUCAUACCUUCUAAAAUACACUUGUCAGUGAACUAGUUACACCGAAAUUUGCCCAAGAUCCAAUGAUUAUGUGAUACCAAGUUUACCAGAACGUAAUAGUAUUUGUAUCCAACACCCGCAAUUACUUUCAAACUCGUGCAUGAUAAGCUCGUCAUCGUACUUGUUUAAUCAGUACUCCAGAAAGUUUAAGUCAAUAUUACGAUAAUAAAUACUCCCAUUGAAAACCGCCUGACAUGAAUAAAACAAACAAAACAACACCAAUAAAAACACGUUGAUAAAUUAUACUAUGUGUAUAUAUUAAUAAAUAAUAUGCUGUAUUAUAAAUAGCAAUUGCUCUAAUACAAAAUUCAGGUAACAAUCCAGGUAGAGGGUAGUAAAUCGUUUGAUAUAUCUGUUUACACCUGACAAAUAUAUUUACAUGGUAUCCAGUGAGAUUGGCAUGUAAAAUUCCCUAACUUUGCAAAA